Aedes aegypti (yellow fever mosquito) is the source of this 3264-nucleotide messenger RNA. Its product is annotated as transmembrane protein 245. The record is from RefSeq and is a predicted model, not a curated record. The transcript has 9 exons. Bases 315 to 2993 code for a protein of 892 amino acids. Lineage: Eukaryota; Metazoa; Arthropoda; Insecta; Diptera; Culicidae.
AUGACAGCCAGACGUUGUUUAUGAUUUCAUCGCUAAAAAUAGAACGCUGUAAAAACUUGUAAAACACGAGCGAGCCAAAUGUAAUGAAAAAAAAAAUCAGUCAUAAACUGCAUUGAAAAAUAAUUGUGCAUUACUACGCGGUGAAGAGAUUUCGAUUAAUCGAAACGAUGGUGUAAUCAUGCAUGUAUAGUGCAUUGAAAAGCUGUUGCGUGACCGCAGAACAAUUUGCAGAGAAUCUCAUAUAACGUCAAUAUUUUCGAUUGGGCUUAUUUUAUUCGACUGACCACCGCCCCGAGUAGCAAGAGGUACUAAAUAUGAGCACCCGACCAAGUCCGGCACCGUUCAAGCGAUCGAUCGAUGGUCUCUUCAAUGCUUGGCUGGUGCUUCGGAACCAAGGCCACGAGAAGCCCCUCCGGAAUGCGCUGUACAAUGUGAUGAUGGUGGCUGUGGUGGGAGUGGUCAUCGGAGUGACUCUCGUCCUAGCUCCGUUCUUCAAACCGCUCCUGUGGGCAUUCCUGUUCGGUGCGGUUCUCUUUCCGGCCAAAAAACGCAUAGCGGAAGCCCUCAACCGGUGGAUCGAGCGAAUCGAACGGGACGAAAAGCAUCUUCUGCUAGGGGUGCUGGGCGCUCCCGUCCAGGGAAUCGACUCGCUGGGCGAGUUCCUGACCGAGUGGCUGCUUGGGCAUCUGAAGAUCAUCGGAAUCGGAUUCGGGGGCUUGAUCACGCUCCGGCUGCUGGUUUGGGUUGCCCCGACCGAGGUGUUUCUUUCGGUGUGGAACUUCAUCGUUUGGAAGCACUCGCUGUUUCGGGCUUUGCUCGGUUCGUUGACGUUGCAGAUGCUGGUGAUCAUCGUCGUGCUGUACGUGGCCAGCGUCUAUAUGCUAUGGAAACCGGAGCUUUCCACUCCAUUCUUGAUCAUCGGACAGCUUCUAUGGGUGCUGAUCGUGGGGUACGGAUGUAGCUUCUUGGGAGCCCUCCAAGUACCCGUGUUCCUGGGACUACUCUCCUACGGUGCCAUCGGUCUCAUUUACAACCUUCAGAAGGACGAGAAAAAUGCGCGGUUCAUUGACAAGUGGCACAGUUUGCUGGAUGUCACUAGUUACCGGCUGGACGAUAGCAAAGUGGAACCCUCCGAAGGCUCGAGGAUCGAAGAGCUAAAAUCAAAGAUGCAGCUGGACGUUAGCGCGACUCCUCAGCUAUCCAGCACAAUGAACGAUACUCGAAACGCUACCAUCAACAGCACGAUGGAACGAACUCACGAAUCACUGGAAAGUGAUUCCUACUUCAGGAUACUCUUCUAUGCCUGUGGGGCAGUACUCAUUUGGAUGCACACGUGGAUUUUGUUCUUGGGUGUCAUUCCCAUAUUUCUGCACGUGGUCAAGCGCAUAGCAGAAUACCUCGGUUUGGUACAGUGCAUUACUCAGCAAAUCCAUGACUAUUGGGAAUUACUGAAGCUUUGGUUAUUUCCUCGCCAUUCGGCACUGCUGCCUCUGUGUUUGCCCGGAAUAUUGCGGGUCAACGCAAACAUCCAUCGGUACGCUUGUGCCAAAAUUCGAUCCUAUAUCGACGACAUCAGUUCAAUCGUCAUGAUUGGAUUCCUCAGCGUGCUGGUCAUGCUGGUCAGUGUAUUUGCCUUCGCGCAAAUCUAUUCGGAAACAAUUGCCGUGGCACAGCUUGGCAGCAAUUUGGUCAACCGAACGCUCACUCAUCGACCGGAGUUGAUUGAAAUGCUUCCCAUCGAUAUGCAAUCGAUGGACAACAUUAUCGACAACGCGUACAAGUACGGCCGUUCCCACAUCGAACAGUAUGUGGACGGCAUUUUCAACGAUACGGAUCCGACGCAGGCCAAAAAGCUCAAGUGCCAAAUUUUGAGCGUAUGGGAUAGACUCAUUCAGAGCUGGAUGGAUCGCAACAAUGGGGAUGGUUUGGUUGGGCCACGAGUCAGCAGCCAGUCGAUUCGGGUGACGAUCGACGAAAUUUUCAUCAAUCCAAUAACCAAGGCCGGUAUCAUUGGGUUUGUCAAAAGUAACAUUGGAAUGUUACUUGAAGUGGCCGAUUCGCUGUGGAUCCUGCUGCGAACUAAUCUCACCCUUUUGGCCUCCGCUAUUGGAACGCUUGUUUCGGUCAUUCUGGGCGGAGGUCACGCCGUACUAAAAUUCCUAUUUCACACUAUCAUCUUCUUCACCACACUGUACUACUUGCUGCAAAGCAGUCAAGAUCGCUACGCACCUACAGCGAUCACUAUCAAUAAUUCGUGGGGGCCUCGGAUUAUCCAAGCGCUGGAAGAUUCAAUUUCCAGUGUCGUGGUGGCGACCUUGAAGUUGGCCCUAUUUCACGGUCUGUUCACAUGGCUUACGCACACAAUCGUAGGGGCACAUAUCGUCUACUUGCCAGCUGUACUGGCAUCGAUUCUAGCUGCCGCACCUUUCCUGGAGAGUUACUGGUGCAGCGUGCCGGCAUUUCUGGACCUCUGGCUGUCGCAGGAUCGGUUCUGGCUGGGAUCACUUCUGGUGUUGGUGCACUUCAUAGUUCCGUCCAAUUUUAAUCCAAUCAUACACUCGGAAAUCAAAGGUGGUGGUCACCCGUACUUGACCGGCCUGUCGAUUGCCGGUGGAAUGUACCUUUUCGGGCUGGAGGGUGCCUUGUUGGGACCCCUGUUGCUCUGUGUGAUGGUUGUGCUUUUCGAAGUUACCAUGAGUGCUAUCCGAGACUCGCCAGUUACUCCUCAAACGAGGAAAUCCAGCUUAGAUACAAACAACGAGCUUUACUCACCUGCAACGACUUUAUCUAAAGAGUGGCAAGCAUUUGUCCAUGGGGAAGACCAACUAUCGCUUCAGCGGAUAUCCCGAAAUGGCGGACGCGUCCGGAUCAGCGCUGAUGAUGGGUUACCCAUCGAUGGGACCACAACCGACGACGGCAGCGACUACUCCGGGAGCAGCGCCACGUCCUACGUAGAAAGCCUCCACGGCCCGGAAGAGAGUUUUAUCAUUUGAUUUGUCCAGCUCCUCACUACUUCUGAGAAAAGGUGCCUGAAGUCUACAGGACAACCGGUUUGUCGUGCUUACCUGGUACGAACCAAAGCGUACGUUGAUUAUUAUUUGUUAGGUUUGAAUGUUUAGCUGAAGACAUAUAUUUUUUAUAAUCGCUUAAAGGCGUUUGAAUAACACUAAUUAAUGUGAUAUAAUGUAAUCUAGGUAGAUUAAAUGAUUAAAUAACAGGAAUGUCAAAAAAUAGUGUACUAACGACCUGCAAAAUUGUUAUUAA